UUGCGGCUAAUCUCUAGCCAACCGUAAGACAUGUUCAGGAAACGGGCGGAAGGACGAGUAUGGUUAGAUUCCGGAAGGAGGCCUGCUACUGGCCCAGAUGGAGAACGGCGCGGAUGAUUAUCUAGGAAGAUGUACAGGUUGAUGGAUCCUUUCAACCUGGCUGCAUUCGCUGCUGCCAUGAAGAUGAAGGCCGAACGUCCGGGAUCGGGAUCGGGAUCGUUGGAGGGAAGCCCGAUGAACCGCUACAAGUACGACGUUACGAUACUUUGCUGGAACAACGAGCAUGACUCUCCCGAAGAGGAGCACAACUACAUCCGGCUGGACAACUGCUCAGUGCCGCUCUUGUUCCGAAACGUUCCGUCACCUAUUGAUGAUCCGGAAGAACACCAAGGCGGUGUAUCCGAUCGAGUAGAAGAGCUUCAAGCGUCCACAGUGCGUGAGAUGUUUCCCCUCGGCGGUCAUUCGCGAUCGCCUCGUGUGACCAGAUGUACGACUCGAAGAACGGCUCGAGCAGGACGUGGCGGCGGUGCACGAUCCGGCUUCCGCCAACUACACGGCGGAGUGGUUGCGAUGCGGAGUUUUGAACCGAGAAAAAGUUCUUUGAUAUGCAUUUGA
Culex pipiens pallens (northern house mosquito) is the source of this 615-nucleotide messenger RNA. RefSeq lists its product as uncharacterized. NCBI's taxonomy places the organism in Eukaryota, Metazoa, Arthropoda, Insecta, Diptera, Culicidae. The record is from RefSeq and is a predicted model, not a curated record. The coding region runs from base 130 to 615 and encodes 161 amino acids. The transcript is spliced from 2 exons.